Molecule: messenger RNA, 246 nt
Organism: Paramecium tetraurelia
Lineage: Eukaryota; Ciliophora; Oligohymenophorea; Peniculida; Parameciidae
Exons: 1
Source: RefSeq, a predicted model, not a curated record
AUGGUAAUGUGCUUAAGCAAACAAUCUUUGACAAACUUAAUUCUGAAAAAUUAAACUGUCUAGUAAGCUAUUAUUAAAAAAAGUCAAAGAUUUAACUCUUUAAUUUAGUAAUAUAAAUAAGAAGAUAUUAUAGGAGAUAGUUAAGAUUCUGAUUUGCUCUCCAAAAUUAACUUUGACAAAAUCUAUAAAAUUGAUCCAUUUCAAAGUCAAAGGAAAGAAGAUUAAUCUUAUUAGGAUGAAAAUUGA